Molecule: messenger RNA, 1151 nt
Organism: Halichondria panicea
Lineage: Eukaryota; Metazoa; Porifera; Demospongiae; Suberitida; Halichondriidae
Product: peroxisomal membrane protein PEX14-like
Exons: 5
Coding region: 36-1010 (324 amino acids)
Biological process (GO): protein import into peroxisome matrix, docking
Cellular component (GO): peroxisomal membrane; peroxisomal importomer complex
Molecular function (GO): signaling receptor binding
Source: RefSeq, a predicted model, not a curated record
UGUGUGCAGCAUGCCCUUUACCUAACUCAGAAGCAAUGGCGACCAACAGUGAAACUACAGGAGCUGAGAUAACGCCUCAAGAUGAAGACAAGACCUCUCACGAGCGCUCAGUGCUUGCUACCAACCCUCCACCACCACCUGUCCCGCAGAGCAGAGCAAGUUUAGUGGACCUGGCAGUCAAGUUUCUGACCAAUCCCAGAGUGACUGGUAGCCCGAUGGACCAGAAGAGAGCUUUCCUCACAAAGAAAGGUCUGACAGAGGCAGAGAUUGACCAAGCCAUACAGUUAGCAGGCGUAUCAAACACAGCUUCAACCAUUACUGGCCCGUUUGCACCACCCCCACUCCCUGCACGAACUUUGACCCCAUCAUCGCCCACCUCGUGGCGAGAGUAUGCACUAAUAGCAGCUGUAGUAGGCGGAGUCGGAUACGCAGUCUACCAGUUUGUUAGAAGGUUUGUGUUGCCAUGGUUUGAGGGGCGUGGCAAGCAGGAGCAGAAGCUGACAGACAUCCAGUCAUCAGUGGAGCAGCUGGAGACCAACAUCAGAGACAUGGUUACCAGCCUCAAUACAUCCACUAACACCCUGAGGGACUUGUUGUCAGAGCAGCAGCGUCACCUGCAGCUCCUCUCCACUCAGGUGACAGGGCUUCAGUCCAGCAUGGCGGGACAGGCAGGAGGUGAUGGGGCACCUCUCAGAGAGAUCAAGGAAGAUGUCAGCACUCUGAAGGGACUACUAUUGAGCAGACACCAGUUCCCUCCCACUCCGUCGCGUAGCAACGGUCACGGCUCAGGGAUACCUCAAUGGCAACGUGCCACACCCACUAAACCCAACGGACUGACCUCUGAUGGCAGCAGUAAUGGUUCCAGCCCUGAGACAACCAGCAAAGGUGGUCUGGUGAAUGGGGCAGAGUCUGGGAGCGAGACAGCCAGCAAAGGUGGUCUGGUGAAUGGGGCGGAGUCUGGGAGCGAACCAACUGACGUGAAACAAGAGCAAGAAGAAGAAACCAACUGAACUAAACAUGCCUUUAUUCUUUUAUUCUUUCAUGCAGGAACAUAAAUUUGCCAAUUGAUUUCAUUUUCACAAUUAUAAUUUGAUGAUUUUCUUUGUAUCUGUUUGUGUGUGCUUUACAGAAAUUAAUGACAAACUGAAAAA